Molecule: messenger RNA, 3198 nt
Organism: Octopus bimaculoides (California two-spot octopus)
Lineage: Eukaryota; Metazoa; Mollusca; Cephalopoda; Octopoda; Octopodidae
Biological process (GO): protein secretion; vesicle cargo loading; endoplasmic reticulum to Golgi vesicle-mediated transport
Cellular component (GO): endoplasmic reticulum membrane; endoplasmic reticulum exit site
Molecular function (GO): protein binding
Source: RefSeq, a predicted model, not a curated record
AUGGAAGAUAAAGCUAAGGAAAACACUACAAACACAGUAAAAACAGACAAAGUGGUCCUUCUACCCACUUAUUUGGGAAGAAGGACUUCAAGGAUUAGGGUGGAGGGAAAUCCACUGGAAAUUGAUGUGGCUUGGGUUGUAGUGGCUGUUCUUCUGGGAAGUGAGGAAGAACUAGCUGUCCUCCAAGCCACAAAGAUGGAAGGCUCGGUUUGGAAAGGACAAACAAUGGAUCUGUUUGUACAGGCUGCAGUGGAGACACUCGAAAAUUUGGUGGAGAUGGUAUCAAUCGGAGAUAUGGUGUUGAAAGUAGAAGUCUGUACCUUAGUUUUUAAUGAAAUGGCAUCAGCAAGUAGCGAUUCCGACUUUGAAGGUUUUACUCUUGACGAUAUAGAAAAUAUAAAUGAAAACAAGAGUAUUUUGUCUUUCGACAAAUCUGAUAUUGAUGUUGGCACAACUGUGUAUCUACCUGGGAAAAAUCUCAGUGUAGAUGAUGCCAUGAUAGGCUAUAAGAGCAGAGUACAUUUUCAGCAGUACAUGCCUGCCAAACCUACUAAAUGGGGGAUCAAGGUAUGGGAAGUUUGUGAAUCAGACACUGGAUAUUGUGUAAACUUCGAUGUUUACACAAGGAAAAAAUAUAAUGGAAACAGACCAUAUGGAUUGGGACAUGAUGUAGUAUGGUUUCUUACUGAGCCAUUUCACCAUCAGCACCGACACCUCUAUUUUGACUGUUUUUUUAUUUCUUCAGUGGCUUUGGCAGAAUAUCUUGACCGUGCAGAGCAGUUGGUGUAUUUCUCCACUGCAUCCACACGUGGGAUUACAAUGAGGGGAAUUAGGAGGCCAGAAAUUGGGGCUUGUGAAAUCACAGCAAUUCUCCAACAACCACUUCUGACUCUUUCCAGAGGAUUGUCAGCUGAAGAUAAUGCUGACUCGACAUCCACCGAUACUGCAACAACCUCUAGUGAGAGUAACAAGUCUAUGCAAGAUAAGAAAGUUGGAGAGGCAGAGUCUCCUGGCCAAAGCAGACAGGUUGAUGAUGAGACAGAAAUCUCUGAAGAUGAGAAUGGGGGUCAAACUACAGAUGAGAAGACACAAAAUGAAGGAAAAAGAGAUAGUAAUGAAGACAAAAAAAUAUUAACAAAGGAUGAAGCAUUUGACCGAACUGUUGGUGAAGCAAUUGCAGCAAUUAACUCUUUAGAAACAAUGACUAUGAUGCCAGGGCAAGGAUCACAUACGGACAAUUUGCAGACAACUUUGUUAAACAACAAUGAUGGUUAUAGUGAAAAUGGGAGGAAAGCUGCAGAUAUUGAUGGCAGACAAAAAGAAGAAAAGCAGCAACAAUGGCCACAUGUGCUGAAGACUUCUCCACCAGUUAAGGAGUUUCAGCAAGGCAUGUCCACCUCAGCUUCAGUAUUGUUAUCAUCUUCUUCUGAUGCAACAACUGGCCAUCCACAUUCAACAACACACUUUAAUGAGGCAACAUUGUAUGACAAGGAGCCAGACAGCAGUUCAUUAGGAUUUGACAGUGCACAAGCAAGCAUUGCACCCACUCGUUCAGUAACCUCUGACAAUAGAGCUUCAGAAAAUUACGAUCAAAGACUUUCCUCAGAUACGGAUAAAUUUUUACAUACCUCCAAUGGCAAUGUUGAUGGACAAGGAAGUCAAAGCAGUGUGGGUUAUGAAAGAAACACGGAGACCAUGAAGUUGACUUCUAGUAGUGGUGGCAGUAGCACAGCAACUGAUGCUCCUGGAAGUACAAUACCUUCUUCAUGGGUGCAUGCAACUGUGCCACCCAUCACAGGUCACCACAGUGAUGAUAAGGAUGACUCUAUGAGGGGUACAUCAAUCUCUGUGUCACCCUCAACAACAAAGCCCUUCUUAAGCAGUUCACUGAGUUAUGAUAACAGUGGUGGUGACAGUGCUAGCAAUUAUAAUGAUAGUGAUAAUGUUCCUGUUGUUGAUCAAAGUUCGGAAAGAUGGAAUAGCAUAAGACAAAGCAACAACAAUGAUAUUCUUGCUAAUGAAAAUGGUGAUACUAAUUCUGUUGUUGAUGUUAAUAGUAAUGACAGAAGUGUUGGUGGUGGGGUUGCCAAGGCAACAGAUGCAACUAUGGCCACAAUGACAUCAUCUUCCCCACAUCUUGAUUUAAGCGAUGCAUUCCAUACGUUCGGAUCAGAGUUCAUGUCUCGAAAGACUCUUUCUGUAUCAUCAACAACAACAAUGGCUGCAGCCUCCUCUUCAUCAUCUUUUGCUAAUGGCAAUGACCAGAAGAAGCAAGAUGAUUAUGAUGGUCAUCAUGAUGUUGAUAAUGAAGACAAAGCAGGUAUGGGACGUGAAGACACAGGAGAGUUUACUUCAUCAGCAUUUCCACAGGAUGGCCAAUAUGAAGACAAGCCAAAGCAACCAGAUGUACAGACAGAUCAUGGGGUACACAGCAGAGACGAUCAUCACGAUAACAACAACAAUCACUAUCAUCAUGAUCAUCAACAUCCAUCAUCAUCAUCAUUGGAAAAUGAGGAAGCAAAAGAGCAGAAUGAAAAUGAAGCAAGACAUUCAGGGGAAUCAGACGACCAUCAUCACAGAACUGUUAACCAAGAUGACCUGGGAGAAUCAUCAUUGUCAAUGUGGUGCAGGUAUUUUUCUGCAAAGAUUGACAUUUUUGUUAACUACAUUGUGGACAUGGCUCCUGAUACUAUCCGAGAUAUCGUCCAACAGCAGACCCUGGGUAUCCCAACUCAUGUGGUGGUCCUAGCUCCACUAUUCAGUCUGGUGUUUCUCAUUGGAUAUCUUCUCUGUACCUCAUGUUCAAAUGGGAGCAGUAAACCGAAGGAGAAUCCUCUCUCAAUUAUCCGAAACCUUGAAGAGAAGCUAUUCAUCACAACAAAGGAAAAUGAGAUCCUUGAGGACAAGGUUCAAACCAUGUGUGAGAAGCUUACUUUGAUGGAAGAGGAAGCGAGAACCCACGCUGAUUCUACUGGAACAUUUGAAGUAGACCUUGAACAAUACAAGCUUGAAAACCGAAAGUUGAGGAAAGAGAUGGAAACUUUAGCAUUCCAAGUAUCAUGCCUCCAAGACAAAUUGCUGGAUCACAGUUCCAUGAUUGAACAGAAAGAUGACGAGCUUUACCAGAGAAGUUUAAAACUGACUGUUUAUAGUAUGUUACAGACAGAAUCUGUAGAAAAUUUGGAGAAAAUAUUCUAG